AUGCCAUUCACUCCAAAAACACCAUUUCCAUCCAUUAACUUUCCACCAACAAGCUCGGAUUUUAAAAAGAUCGACACUUUGGCAAAUUACGAGCUGCCGGAAAAGUAUAGAAGACCAGUAGAACACAGAAUUUUUGUUAAUCGUAGUGUCAAUCUAGAUCAUAUUGAAUAUUAUGGAUUUGAUAUGGACUAUACAGUUGCUAAUUAUAUUUCUCCAGUGUACGAAUCCACCUGUACAAAACUCAUCCUCCAAAGACUUGUUGAAAGCAAAGGUUACCCAUCAGAGAUUCUUCAAAUCAACUAUGAUCCUUCCUUUGCUGUGCGUGGAACUUUUCUUGACAAGCGAGAGGGUAACAUUCUCAAAGUUGAUCAUUUCGGCUUUGUCCUUCAAUGCGUUCACGGCAAAAAGAUCAUUAAAAAGGCUGAGUUUGAAAAGAUGUAUCCUGAUCAUCUCAUUCACCCUGAUGAGGAAAUGGGAAGAAGAUACUUUUGCUAUGACACUUUGUUUGGCAUUCCUGAAGCCAGUCUUUAUGCUUCCUUGGUAGAUUAUUUCGAACAAACCAACUUUUUAUCAAAGAGCGAGGCAGGAGGUGGUAGUCCAACAACCUCGGACGAAGAUAUUGAAUCACCUCAAAAUGGCAAUGAAGCAAAACUAAGUUACUGGUCACUGUUUGAUGACAUCAGAGAAACAUUCCACUCGAUCCAUAGUGACAACACCCUUAAAAAUACCAUAAUGGCAGACCUUCCAAAAUACGUGAAGAAAGAUGAGAGACUUCCACUUCUUUUCCACAGAAUGAGACAGGCAGGAAAAAAGAUUUUCUUAUUAACAAAUUCUGAAUAUUUCUACACCAAUGCUGUAAUGGGUUACUUAUUGGACAAAUCCAUCGAUGGAUAUGAUAGAUGGACCGAUUUCUUUGAUAUUGUCAUCACCAAUGGACAAAAACCCAAGUUCUUCAGCAGCGAAGGUACUACCCUUAGAGAAGUUGACCAAGCUACUGGACGUCUCAAAUUGUCAGCAGUGCAAGGAUUCAAGAAGGGCAGUGUUUACUGUGGUGGUUCUUUCUCACUUUUCAAAAAAUUCACCAAGACCAAGGGUUCAGAAGUGAUGUACGUUGGAGAUAAUAUUUUCCAUGAUAUUAUUGUGACCAAACAAAACCGAUGUCUUUGGAGAACACUCUUGAUUGUAAGAGAGGUUGAAGAGGAGACCAAACAUUGGAUGACAAAUAGAUCUGCUGACAUUUGGAGUCAACUUAACACUCUAGAAUAUAUUAGAGCACAGAGUUUCAAGGAUCAAGACUCUUCACAACCAGUCGAAAAAACCAAAAUCAAAUCUGAAGACGAAGACGAAGAAGAUGGAAAUUUCCCAAUCAAGUAUCAGAUCAAGAAGGCCCAAGAAAAUUUGAAUGCACACUUUAAUCCUUACUUUGGUAGCGCCUUUAGAAGUGGUACAAGAGAGUCCUACUUUUGUACACAGGUGCAACGAUAUGCAGACUUGUAUUGCAGUGACAUGGUGUUGCUAUUGUACUAUCCAUUCAAUUACUAUUUCUCUCCAAUUCCCACUCUUUUACCUCAUGAAAGAGAGGCUCUCUAUCAAUUUGAAAAGAGUAUUUCUCAAUAA
Molecule: messenger RNA, 1617 nt
Organism: Naegleria lovaniensis
Lineage: Eukaryota; Heterolobosea; Eutetramitea; Acrasida; Naegleriidae
Exons: 3
Coding region: 1-1617 (538 amino acids)
Molecular function (GO): 5'-nucleotidase activity
Source: RefSeq, a predicted model, not a curated record